Messenger RNA from Auanema sp. JU1783, 1545 nucleotides. Lineage: Eukaryota; Metazoa; Nematoda; Chromadorea; Rhabditida; Rhabditidae. The record is from the annotation of a GenBank genome assembly.
AUGGACUUCAACGUCAAAAGCUUGUAUGAGAAUAGAUCUGUUUUCGUAACUGGAGGAACAGGAUUUCUCGGAAAAGUUGUGGUCGAGAAGUUGCUAUGGUCCGUUCCUGGAAUCGAAAAUAUUUACCUUCUUAUUCGUCCAGCAAAGGGCAUGACUCCAGCACAGAGAUUAGAUAAAGUUCUUCGAGAUCCAUUGUUUACAAGAUUGAAGGAAAGAGAUGCUAGCGUAUUUCAAAAAAUUAUACCUAUAUCAGGUGAUAUGACACACGAGAAUCUUGGUAUCUGCCAAGAAGAGGAGGAAAGGAUGAUAGAGAAGGUGAAUGUGUGCAUCCACAGUGCUGCUACAGUGAGAUUCGAUGAGCCAUUGAAGGAUGCUGUGGAAAUGAAUGUAACUGGAACGAGCAGAGUCAUUGAGCUCUGUAAAAAAAUGAAAAACUUGAUUUCCGUUGUUCAUGUUUCAACCGCCUAUGCUAACUGCGAUCUGAAGGAAACUCAAGAGAAGGUUUAUGAGCCACCUGUUCCUCCAAAGCCUAUAAUUGACGCUGUAAACUGGUUGGGGACCGAUAUUUUGGAUAUGAUAACUCCAAAGCUCUUAGGGAAGCGUCCAAACACCUACACUUUAACCAAAGCCUUAGCAGAGAAAUAUUUGCAAGAAGAAGCUAGAGAUAUGCCUUUAAUAAUCAUUCGUCCCUCGAUCGUUGGAGCAGCUUGGAAAGAUCCCAUUCCAGGAUGGACGGACAACAUCAAUGGUGCUACCGGAGUUUUUGCUGCUGUCGGAAAGGGUGUGCUCACUAAUAUGUGCGGUUCUGUAGAUGCUAUUGCUGACAUCGUCCCUGUUGAUGUUGUAGCUAACAUGAUCAUUGUUGCUGCUUCUUACAGAGCUUUCACAGAAACUAAUGAAAUUCCAAUCAUGCACUGCACAACCGGAGAUUUGAAUCCUGUUAAAUGGCAGAAGAUAGUUUAUUAUCUUGAGGAAUUCUAUAACGAAUACCCAUCAGAGCAAUGCAUCGGAGUUCCUUCCACUCAAAUGCACAAAAAUCGUUCAGUGUUCGAGUUUAACUUCUACUACAAGCACUACUUACCUGCACUUGUCUUAGAUUUUAUGAACUCACUGAUAGGAAGAAAAAAAAGAUAUGCGAGAUUAUAUGGAAAAGUCUGGAAGAUGGUUGAAACACUUCAUUUCUUCACUCUGAACGGAUGGUUAUUCCGCACCGAAGGGUUGACUGAACUAUUGGGAGAAAUGAGCAUAGAAGAUCAACAGGAAUUUGACUUCGAUGUGCGUACAAUCAAUUGGAAUAGCUAUCUUUAUAGUUAUGCUAUGGGCAUUAAGAAAUUUAUUCUGAAAGACAACAACUUGCCUUUAGCUCGUACACAUCUCUAUAGAUUAAAAGCAUUCAAAACUAUGGUCCAAGCACUGGUACUAUUCAUUUUGGCAAAAGUGUUACCAUGGAAUGGAAGACAGAAGCUUAUGGCAUGGGGAGUAGGACUAAUCCUUACAUAUCUUUAUUCCAAUAGUGUUUUCCGGCAAUAUUUGAAACAGAAGUAA